Arachis ipaensis is the source of this 4415-nucleotide messenger RNA. RefSeq names its product protein FAR-RED IMPAIRED RESPONSE 1-like. NCBI's taxonomy places the organism in Eukaryota, Viridiplantae, Streptophyta, Magnoliopsida, Fabales, Fabaceae. The record is from RefSeq and is a predicted model, not a curated record.
UAUUUUUAGAUGACACUUGUUUAAUAGUACCGUAUCUAAUUAGUUUGUUUGUUUUUGUUUGGUUGUGUAUGUUAUGAUUGUAGGCAAUAGAUUGUACGAACAUUAAUGAGUUUGGAAGUGAUGACACGGAUCUUGUUGAUGAGUUACUAGAUCACAGUUGUCUUGCCGAAGAUGAAAUACCAAGAGUUGGGAUGCGGUUUAAUCAUUUGAAGCUGGCUCAGGAUUUUUAUGCGACCUAUGCAAAGAAAGUAGGUUUCAUAAGCAAGAUAAGGAAUACAAAUUAUGACAGGAUGACUAAGGAACUAAUUAACCAAUCUAUUCAUUGUAAUCGGGAGGGUUUCCGUGGAUCUCGUGUCAAAGCACCCACACGAAAGAACACGGUCGCAGCUGUCGGGUGUAGAGCAAGGGUAUAUGCAAAGUUUGACAAGGUGAAGCAAGAUUGGGUUUUGCUAAAGGUUGAGUUGAGGCACUCGCACCCAUGUUCAACUAAAAAGGCGGUGCAUUACCACGAGAUUAGAGAGUUGACCAUGCAUGCGAAAUGCAUGAUUGAGGUUAAUGAUGAGGCGGACAUUUGACCCAACAAGACAUUUCUAGCAUUGGCUAACGAGAUUGGUGGGCCAUCGAACCUGGGCUUCUCCGAGAAGGAUGUCAGGAACUACAUCUCAUCAAGACUCAGAUUCACUAAUGUCAACGCCAAUGUCGAAUGUUGGAUUACUUCAUGCGAAUGAAGGAGAUGAAUCCGAACUUCUUCUAUGCAGUAAAUGUGGACGACGAUUACAAAUUUAAGAGUGCAGUUUGGGUUGAUGCACGGUGCAGGGCUUCUUAUGAAUACUAUGGAGACGUGGUGUCAUUUGAUACCACAUACAGUACGAACCGGUAAAAUAUAUUUAUGUUGACGUUGUUUACUUUUUGUGGUAUUUUGUAUUAGUUGGAUGUUAAUAAAUGUGGUUGUUUUUACUUAGGCUUGGUUUGCCGUUCACCUCUUUCGUCGGUGUGAACUACCAUGGUAAGUCUACUUUGUUAGGCUGUGCUUUGCUAGGCAGUGAGGAGAUCCCUAGUUUUGAGUGGGUGUUCACGUAAUGGCUGAAGUGCAUGGGAACUGCACCACAUGGUAUCAUCACAGACCAGUGCAGGUCCAUGUUUGGUGCAAUUAGGAAGGUCAUACCCAAUACACGCCACCGUUGGUGCAUAUGGCAUAUAACGAAAAAGAUACCGUAUAAGCUCGGUGGUUAUGAUAGGUUCAACGAGUUGAAUGCCAAGCUGAAGCACAUUAUAUGGAACUCUCAGUCGGUUGAGGGUUUCGAGGAUGGUUGGGCUGAAUUCAUUGAGGAGUUCGACCUACAUCACAAUAAAUGGCUAUCAGGUUUGUGUCUUUUAAGUCAAAUCACGUAUUGUCAUUGCUUAGAUGUUGUACUACUCUUGUAUGUUGUUCUAAAAAUCUGUUCCUAAUACGGGUUUCUGUUGUUGGGUGGUUUGUUUUGUGUAGACCUAUUUGAUGACCGACGCAUGUGGAUGCCGAUCUUUUUCAAGGGUCAAUUUUGGGCUUCUAUGAGGAGUACGCAAAAGAGUGAGAGUAUGCACUCAUUCUUUGGUGGAUACUUACAUUGCAAGACUAGCUUGGUUCAGUUCGUCCAUGAGUACGACAAUGUGCUUGAAAACAAGGAGCAGAAGGAACUAGAGAACGAUGCUGCAGACUCAAAAGGAUUAAUCCCAUGUGCAACUAGCUCAGCCAUCGAGCGAUAAUUUCAACAAGAGUACACCAACGACAUGUUUAAGGAUGUCCAAAUGGAGUUUGGCAAGAAGGCUUAUUGCAAUAUUCGUGCCGUUAAUGAACAGGGUGACUCGGCCUGGGUAAAAGUGGAACAGGAAAUACUAGCCUAUGAGAAGACCCGGUAUGUUACGUACAAUGUCCAUUUCGGCCAUUCGACUCACGAGGUUCGAUGUGAGUGCAACUUGUUCGAGAGUGCAGGUGUGUUGUGUUGCCACUGUCUUGUAGUGCUUUCAUCUUACAAAGUGAAUAAAGUGCCUUCAUGUUAUGUUCUUUGUCGUUGGAGCAAGAAAAUAAAGUGCAAGCACACUUAUAUUAAGAUUAGCCACGAUGUGAGAUGUUCAAAUGAGAGCCACAACUUAUUCAGAGGGUUGUGUGCACACUUCUACAACGUUGCACAGGAAUUUGUGAAUGGAGAUGAUGAAGCAGCCAUGUUGCAUGCUGCUCUGGACGAUGCAAGGGCCAAGCUAGUUGAUUACCGUACCAAGAUGCAGAAUAAAGUUGUUGCUGAUGCACACACUAGCAUCGCCAUAGAGAUUUCCUCUGUGGUGGCCACAGGGGACAUUCAAGGCCCAUCAAAGGUAACUACAAAGGGUCAGCCAAAAGGUAAAAGACUCGGAUAUGAGAUGGAAAAGUCUAUCAAGAAAUCCAUGCAGAGAAAGUGGAAGAGUUCAGGCCAGGUAAGUAUCGUAAUUAAUUUAAAGCUUCACCUUUAGUUCAUAGUUGAUUAAUAAGAUAAUGACUUGUUUUCAUUUGAGUUUGUUUCUUUUAGGAUAAUCGUGUAGAAUCCUAUGAAAAUAUAGAUUUGGAUGCUCCCGCUCGGCAGAUUGGUCCGCAAGGAGUUGGUGGAUUCAUGUCCCUGUUAAACUCUUUCAGCAAUACCUAGACUGUUUUGGAUAGUGAAUCUGUUAUGUUACAUUAGAGCUCCUUUUUUGUUAGUUGUUCCAACUCAAUAUUUAUGUUUGAUGGUUAUUUCGUUGUGCGAGUUGUUUGAUGGUCAAAUGUAUAUGAAACUGGUAUUCUGUGAGUUUGGCUUAUUGUUCCAACUCUUUUGGCUUGUUGUUAACCUGGAUGUUCGAUUCAAUAGGAUAGCGGAUGUUUAUUUUGAUUGUUAACCAGAAGGUUAUUCUAAAUAGUAUCGGUGUAUUGUGUGUGAUCAGUUAGAAGUAUUUUAAUGUGGAUGUUCGAUUCAGUAGGAUAGCAGAUUGUUAUUUAGAAUAGGCAAGGCUUCAAUUACAAGUAUUUUAACCUAGAUGUUCGUUUCUAUUAGCUAGCGGGUGUUUAUUUAUGUUGGUAACCAGAUGGUUAUUUUGAAUAGUAUGGUUGUGUGAUCAGUUAGAAGUAUUUUAAUGUGGAUAUUCGAUUCAGUAUGAUAGCGGAUGGUUAUUUCUACUUGUACACAAAUAGUUAUUUCUUCUGGUUCACAGAUGAUUAUUUAGACUAAUCAUGGUGUAUUGUGUGUGAUCAGUUACAAGUAUGUUAACCUAGAUGUUUGAUUCAGUUGGAUAGUGGAUGGUUAUUUCUAUUAGUACCCAGAUGGUUAUUCUUAACUAAUAGCUGUUACGCAUAGCUAAUAUAUUGAAACAGAAACAGAGUAGUUAGAGCACAAAAAAUGUUCUGCUACAUGAAAAUUUAUCCUAUCUGUUCUAACAAAACUCCACCGCGAAAACACCUAAACAAAAUGAGAAAGGUAUUUGUGGUCUUAAGACUAAGUACAUCUAUUGCUUUCUCCGAUUCCGGUUCUUUCUCACAGGUAAUUCUUUGACCCGUUUCAUCAAUGUCCUAGUGCUUGGUGCCGUGAAUGGUGAUUUAACCAUCUUUUUCUUGUUUCUUGUAUAGUUGUGGCUUACAUGUUCUUCAUUUUGUUGCAACAAAGUUUGCACCUGUUCAAUUGAUUCAUUGUGUGCUCCCAUGACAAUAUCCACCAUGAGCUCCAUUCUAAAUCUCCGAAGCAUACUUUGUAUGGUAUUUUCAUUUUGAGGGUGAUGAUUGAAAGGCCAAAUAAACAUGAACCUGAAAUUACAAAUUUAAAACAGAGUGACCAAGUAACUUACAUCGUCCCAAUCAUCUAGUUUACAAUCUUCAGUCCAUGUCUCCAUGAAUUUAAUGACAUAAAUGCCACAAUCCCAACUACAUAAUUAAGUAAGUAUGGUCCAAUCAGUAUGAUAUCAAUAUUAUAGAAACUAUGAAUGGAUAAAUUUUUCUGGUGUGUUGAUUGGCUCUACUUACCCGUUCGGUUGCAUAGGGACUAUGGCAUAUGCAAAACUUGGGUCGUUCGUAAGUUGGGAUGGUCGCUUUGGCCAUGUCUUCAAUUAGUCGCCCCUGCAAAAUACUCAACAAUGUUUCCUCAGUUUUUGUCUUAUGUGCUCAAUUGAAUCUGCUAGGGUCGGAUACAUCGAGAAUAGGAGGUAUGUGCCACGGGAAAAUGGUCUGUUGACUCGUUGGGCAUAGAAACAUCUUCAGGACCACCAAGAUGAAGUGCCUUAUAAAAUUUGCCCGUCCUGCUUCAGUGUCCUGAUUAACCGCUAUUUUACGAUUUAUUUUGUAUUGAAUUGAGUGAAUUUUAUCCAUCAUUCUCACACUUAUGCAUAUAAAACGCAUGUUUUACAUUUUCCUUCCCAAUUUUGUGCUAUGAUUGAAAACAUGC